Molecule: messenger RNA, 5077 nt
Organism: Varanus komodoensis (Komodo dragon)
Lineage: Eukaryota; Metazoa; Chordata; Lepidosauria; Squamata; Varanidae
Gene: AGA
Product: aspartylglucosaminidase
Exons: 9
Coding region: 73-1146 (357 amino acids)
Biological process (GO): protein deglycosylation
Cellular component (GO): lysosome
Molecular function (GO): N4-(beta-N-acetylglucosaminyl)-L-asparaginase activity
Source: RefSeq, a predicted model, not a curated record
CGGCUGAACCGAAAGCGGCCGUGCUCUUGGCCCGUGCAGCGCGGGGCUCGGGCGCGGGAGGCGGCGCACGCCAUGGGGCACGCAAGCCUCCUGCUGCGCCAGCCCUGCGUGUGGGUGCUGCUGCUGCUGCUGGAGACGGUGGCGCGGGGCUUGGCCGCGGCCAGCGGUGGGAUUCCUCAGCUGCCUCUGGUCAUCAACACCUGGGCAUUUAGGAAAGCUACUGAAACAGCUUGGAGUACCCUACAAGCUGGAGGUUCUGAACUAGAUGCUGUAGAGAAAGGUUGUGGCCAGUGUGAAAUCGAGCAAUGUGAUGGUAGUGUGGGGUAUGGAGGAAAUCCUGAUGAACAUGGAGAAACAACAUUGGAUGCCAUGAUAAUGGAUGGUAACACUAUGCAAGUUGGAGCAGUAGCAGAUCUCAGACGCAUUAAAAAUGCCAUUGGUGUAGCACGAAAAGUGAUAGAACAUACUAGGCAUACCUUAUUGGUUGGAGAAUCAGCAUCACUGUUUGCAGAAAGCAUGGGGUUUCAGAGUGAAGACUUGACUACACAGAAUUCCCUUGCAGUAUACUUGAAGUGGCUUAAUCGAAGCUGCCAGCCAAAUUUCUGGAAGAAUGUUACACCAGAUGCUUCAAAAUCAUGUGGGCCGUACAAACCGGCUGCAGAGUUCAGUAAAGAAGAACAGAAGACCUCAGAGAGAAAAAUACAAGUUCACAAUCAUGAUACUAUUGGCAUGAUUGUAAUUGGUAAAACCGGACAUAUUGUGGCAGGAACAUCUACAAAUGGGGCAGACCAUAAAAUCCAGGGACGUGUCGGUGACUCUCCAAUUGCUGGAGCUGGAGCAUAUGCUGACAGUACAGCAGGAGCUGCAGCCGCCACUGGAGAUGGGGAUGUUAUGAUGCGCUUCUUGCCCAGCUAUCAAGCAGUGGAAUAUAUGCGUACUGGAAUGGAUCCAGCAAUGGCUUGCCAAAAUGUGAUUUCUAGAAUUAAGAAGUAUGACCCAUACUUCUUUGGUGCUGUUAUCUGUGCCAACACAACCGGAAGCUAUGGUGCUGCUUGCAAUAAAGUUCCAGGAUUCACACAAUUUCACUUUAUGGCUUUUAAUCCCAAUCUGAGGCAACCAUCUGAGAAAAUAGUGGACUGCAUUUGAUUUUUCCCCUCUUAACACCAGUAUCUGAAGUUAAUACCAUGAAAGAAAUGAAGACUUGCAAUGCAAUCUUAUUCAUGUCUACUCAGAAAGAAGCCCCACUGAAAUCAGUAGGGUUUAGUCCAGGGUAAGCAAGCACAGAAUUUCAGCCUAAAAAUUGUGUAGCUUAAUUUGCACAAAAAUUAAUUGCACACAUAGCUUUCCUUUUUAGUUUAGAGGGGAUAAUAUUAUUACCUGUCAAAUUAAGCUUUUCUGUCUUGUAUUUGCCAAGACAUUUAAGAAAACUUAAACUGGAUGGUAUAACAAAAGCAGUUAAUUCGAGAAGUUGCCAAGUUUUUUCUCAAAUUCUGCCAAAGCUGGCUGCCAUCUGAGUGAGAGAAUAAAUGAAUGUGUCAGGUCAAGCAACUUUGAACAGAAAAUCACUUUCUUCAGUGAAUUUCGGCCAACUUUUCAAGCACUGUUUCCUAUACCUGAAUGAAGACUAUUGCUGGAAACUCCUGAAAUAGGACACAUUUCGAUUAUGACAGAUUCUCAGGAACAAGUACAAAGACAUUUUCAAGCAUGGAGAAAAAAAUCAUUUGAUCAGACAGGAUUUCAUUAACUGGUAUUAACCCUUAUAUAUUGUUGUGCACUCUUAGGCCCCACAGUUUUUUCAGCAUCUCAUGCAGGAGAAGCCCUCUAUCAAACAUACGAACAUUGAAUUUAUAGGCACCCUGGGAGGACUAUUUUAAUUUAACAUUGUUGUACUUGUGUUUUCCAUAAAAUACAUGAGGACUUAAAAAAACCAUUAAAAUAUACUAAUGAUUCUGAACAAAAAAUAGGAGUCAGAGUGUGCUCCCCACCCAGUGUUGGGAAUAUGUUUUAUUCCUUUGUUUUCUCUUAAACAUUGCCAAGAUCACUUACAGAACUGCUAACAUCUGACACUCCGCUGUAAACUUCACUGAAUGACCUUGAGCCAGUUAUCACUCUGCUUAACUUACAUUGCAGUGUUGUUGAAAUAAGUGGAGUGCACUGUGAUAUGUAGCCUUGUACAUGGGGGAAAAAGCAAGAUAUGAUAACUGCCAGAUCAGUAUCCUUCCUGAGCUUCUGGUUUAUUUUUUUUCCUUAUUUCUGGCUGUUUAGGCUUCCUUCCUGAGCAUUUCAAGCCAUAGGACCAUAUUUGGAAACUUACUUCUCAGUAUUGAUUCCAGGACUUACUGCUGCUGUGUUAUCACUUUUGACCUGAGACCAACAUUGGAUCAUCCUUGCUCAGGUGCAAAACCAGCACACUGGCCCUCAUAAUGCCAGACCUGAAAUGCUUCUCUUUUCAUAUCUUUAUGGAUCUGCAUAAAUUCCUGUCAAUCAAACUGCAAGUUAUGGCUGAGACUAGAGUAGAAUAUAAUACAUCCAGAUAUAGCACUGAAAAGACAUACCAUUGGAUACCAUCAACCGAGGUAUCUUUUUAGGGCAUUUGUCUGAGUUGGAAGUGCUGGGUACUUCAUUGCAGUGGUUGUGUGUCUACUUGGAAGACUGGCAGAAUUUGGGGAAUAUUAUUUAGCCCCAUUGAUUCUUCAGCAUUGAGUUCCUCAGGUCUGUUCUGUCCCCCCAUGCUGUUUAACAUCUACUUGACAACACUGAUGGUGAUAAAAAGAUCUACUCCGAAUGUGCGAAAUAGAUGCCUGGCUGGACAAUGGACUGGAUGAAGUCUAACAAAUUGAUGCUCAAUCCAGGCAAGAUUGAGAUGCUGUUAAUUGGGAUGGAGGGUGUUCAACCUGUUCUGGAUGGGGUUGUAUUCCCUAGAAGGAGCAGAUUCAUAGUUUAGGUGUUCUUGAUCCAUCUUUAAAACUUGAAGCUCAGGUGGCCUCAGUGGUAUGGACUGCCUUCUGCCAGCUUCAGCUGGUGGUCCAGCUACAGCCCUACCUGCUCAGGAAUUUCUAAUCUGUGUUCUACUAAUCUCUGGAUUACUGAAAUGCACUUUACUGAGGCUACCCUUGAAGACUGUUUAGAAACUGCAGUUUAUGCAAAAUGCUGCAGUCAGAUUAAUAACUGGGACCCAUAGGCCUGAAUGUAUUUGACCAAUUCUUACCUGCUUGCAUUGGCUGUAUCUGUUCUUCCAAGUUCAAGACAUGGUACUGGUUUUACCCUGUCAGGCCUUUUAGAGCUUGGGCUACAAUACCUGACAGAACAGCUCGCCCAACUGUAAACUCCCCAAACACUAUGUUCAACCUCUGGGGCCUCCCUUCAAGUGCCAGCUCCAAGGAGCAAUCAGGUGGCAACAACAAGAAGGAAGGUUUUCUCUAGUGGCAUCCUAUAAAAUGACCUUUCCACUGAGGCCCAUCUUGAAGGAAUCUUACCGUGGUUUUGUUUUUUGUUUUGUUUUAGCAGUGGGUUAAGUCCUUUAUGUUGAGUCCUUUACAUGGAUAUUCAAGGUCUUGAGUAGAUUACUCCUUCCAGGUGUUUACAAGUCUACUCUUCAUUAUGAUGUUUUACAUUUUUAAUUUUUUUAAUGUUUGUGUUUUGUAUGAUAUUCCAUUGUAUUGGUUUUAUGAGUUGUUAUAAAGUUUCCAGACAGCUUUGGCAACUGCGUGCUAUAGAAAUGAAAUAAUACUUCCUGAGUCUUUUAACUUUUCCUUUGCAGGCAGACCCACCGAUGCUUCUGUAGAAGCAGUCUUAAUUCAGAGUUCCUUUUGGGGCCACCUUCCAGUAGCUAAAUCUAACUGGUGGGAGUUAACCUUCGCAUUGCUGUCUAGCACUCCCUAAAACAGCAUUCCAGGGUGCAUUGACUGUGGCCCGGGCUGUAGCUUGCACCAGUUGGUUCAUUGCUGGUGUGGUGCCUUGUGACUAUUUGCUCCUGGACAGCAAUAGCCUUUCCUGUAAAAUGGCUGAAAGUGUGUGUAUUCCUGCACAAAUGUGUGCAGACAUAUAUGCACAGAUAGGGGCUUAUCAAAUGUAGAGGCUGAAUCUUUAAAUGUGUGGAGCUCAGAACUACUGCUUUGAUGCUUUGACGUCUAAAGAACGCUUUUUUCCCAGUUGAUUCUUCUCUUGUCCUAUUUAUUUGACAGCGAUAACUAAAUUGUUUCAAAAAGGUCAAUUCAUCAGUUCUACCUGAACAUUUAAAGGCAUUUUUCUUUGACAGAGAUCAAGUCAGGUUCUCUGUAAGAAAUAGAAAAAAAGCAGUUGCUUCAGUGUUUUGGACCAUUCUUUGUUUCUUAGAAAAAUCCCCUGUGCCAGUUUGUCAAACAAACUAAAAUGUUCAUUAUUCUCUGGCAAAAAUGCAACACAAUUGCUUACACGAAUAAAUUUUCUUGCACUGCUGGAGGGGAUAUCUAACAGCAGUACUUUUAGUUGACAGACCAGACUACCUGGAAAAACCAUUCUGUCCACUAACACUAUUGCUGUUGCAGGAGAUUCCUUAUGCUAGUGCAGUGUACAUUACUCGUGUUAAUUUUGCACUAGAUAGUGCCCCCUUUUGCCAAACAUUUUUAAGCUGCCUAAGGAGCUUUGGUUAUUGGGCAUUAGAGAAAUAAAACCAUAGCAAACUCAAUUGUCUGUUGGGUGCUCUUGCACUGCUGAGCAAAAGCCAACCUGCUGUGGCUUAGUCUACAAACCCACCCAAUGUUUUCAAUGCAAACUGGUCAGUUGUGUUGAUUGGCAAAGUGCAGGAAGCAAUAACUUAAGGCCAUAUCAUCUGUUUCAUGAAUCAGUGAGAAAAAUAAGUCAGCCCUGCAUCUUUACAUGAAACAAGUGUGUGAAGAUCUGUAUUUAGACAGUACAUCACUAUUCCGCCUCCUGCCACCCAACUAGACAUAACUUCAUGCAGUCAAAUAUUUUUAGCACCCUUUUAUUUUUCAUGUAGUGAAAUACUUUAAUACCCCUUGUCCUUGUAGAUAACAGAUGUCAUGUAACAGCAUAAUCAAAAAUAUGCAGCAAAUAAAUAAAUGUGCAUCAUAUCUUA